Molecule: messenger RNA, 1485 nt
Organism: Colletotrichum aenigma
Lineage: Eukaryota; Fungi; Ascomycota; Sordariomycetes; Glomerellales; Glomerellaceae
Gene: PDAT9-0
Product: Pisatin demethylase
Exons: 4
Coding region: 1-1485 (494 amino acids)
Molecular function (GO): oxidoreductase activity, acting on paired donors, with incorporation or reduction of molecular oxygen; heme binding; monooxygenase activity
Source: RefSeq, a predicted model, not a curated record
AUGUCUUAUUUUAUGCUCUUUGGUUCUCUCGCGCUCCUUGCCAUCAGCUGGCUGCUCAGCCACAUCCAUUCAUGUCUUUCGCUCCCUGGAGCGUACGGACCUGCACUCGCCAAAUGGACUGACGCAUGGUACAUCUGGAAAUUAUGGCAGGGCAAGUAUGAGGCAUACGACAUUGAAGCACACAGGGAUGGCUCCAGGAAGAUCGUUCGCAUCGGGCCUCGCAUGUACAGCAUUGAUGAUCCAUCCAUGGCCCGUGUAAUCUAUGGCAUCUCAUCUCCUUUACCAAAAAGCAAAUGGUACGAUGCCUGGGGAGAUCCUCGCAUCCCGAAUCACAACCUCUUCAGCGCGCGCGAUCGCGCCGUGCAUGGCCUCAUGCGCCGAAAAGUCGCCAGCAUGUACUCCAUGUCGACAAUCAAGUCCUACGAGCCCUAUGUGGACAGCUGUGUUGCGCUUCUUCUGAAGCGUUUCGAUGAGUUCGCCGAAAGCGGAGAGACGUUCGACCUGCAGCAGUGGAUGCAGUGCUAUGCAUUCGAUGUGAUCGGUGAGAUCACGUUCGGCAGGCGAGUGGGUUUCUUGGAAUCUGGCGGGCAAGAUGUCGACGGCAUCAUGCGAGGUCUAGAAAACGCCAAUGCGUUUUCCACACUUUCGGGCGUCAACGCUGUCUUACUGCCAAUACUUUUUAUCCUUUACGGUAACCCUGUUCGUGGCAUCGAAAGUUUUGCGCGAAAGCUCCAAUCUGAGAGCGAUGAAAUUGACAUCAAGGAAAAGCAUGGCGGAGAGACCUUCCUGGCAAAAGUUCAACGACUGCGGAAGGAAGACCCGGAGGAAUACGAAAAAUUUCGUAUCCGAACGAUUACUCUGACAGGAAACGUCGCAGCCGGAAGUGACACCACAAGCAUCUCUCUAACAAGUGCGCUAUACCACCUCCUCACCACAAAUCGUGUCGCAGAGCGCUUGCACGAAGAGCUCGAUGCUCAAGGCUUCUGCUCUACUCUCGACGAACAUUUCACUUUUGACCAAGCCCAGCAACUUCCGUACCUCCAGAUGGUCAUCAAAGAAGCCCUGCGACUCCAUCCAGCCGUCGGCCUGCCCAUGUGGCGCGAAGUCGUAGGGCCAGGUCUGGACGUCGAUGGAACCCAUUUUCCACCUGGGGCACUCGUCGGUAUCAAUCCCUGGGUAGCGCACCGGAACGCAGAUGUCUUUGGCACAAACGCCACAGACUUCGUACCAGAACGGUGGGAUCCCAAACACAUCUCCUCGGAGACGUUAGCGGCCAUGGAGCAGUACUACCUGCCUUUCGGAGCGGGCGCAAGGACCUGCAUAGGGAAGCAUAUAUCACACCUGGAGAUGGUGAAGUUGAUCUCAGAGCUGAUCAGACGGUAUGAGUUAAAGUGUAUCGGUGGGGAAUUGAAGACUUUGAAUAGGUGGUUUGUAAAGCCGCAGAAAGUGCUCUUCAGCGUCAGGCGAAGAAGAACUAGAGCUUGA